Toxorhynchites rutilus septentrionalis is the source of this 886-nucleotide messenger RNA. RefSeq lists its product as uncharacterized. The coding region runs from base 43 to 612 and encodes 189 amino acids. NCBI's taxonomy places the organism in Eukaryota, Metazoa, Arthropoda, Insecta, Diptera, Culicidae. The transcript is spliced from 3 exons. The record is from RefSeq and is a predicted model, not a curated record.
ACUCAUCCGGAAUUGUUGUUUAACCCUAGUGCGGGCCUAACCAUGACCAGAUUUAUCGUUGCAAUACUGUUGUUCGGGUUGACGACUCAAGCUCGCGCCCAGUUGACCUGUUUUGUGUGUGAAAACUGUCCGGAUCCUUUCGAUACCAGUUCAAAUCGUCAAAUAUCGUGCGCUGAACCUCCUACACCACCCGUGACACCACCAGGAGAAGGAACGACCACCACACCAGUCACUCCGCAAACGUCUCCAGAUCCAGAGACUCCCAUUCUCACCCCGCCACCAGUCGUUACAACGAGCGGUCCUCAGAGAGCACAAUCCGAGGAACAUGAUUCGGUGUUAUCUGCACCUAACCCUGUGGGGCGUUGGAAGAGACAGUCUGGGAAUCAGAUUUCCCAUCGUUGCUUUUUAAUCGUUCACAAUGGAGUCACGCGUCGUGGCUGCGUUAUCCACGUGAAUGAUCAAAUGGAAACCUGCCGGAAUGCAAACAAUGGAAUUCAGCCAUCGUCCGAUUGCCGUAUCUGCGAUUGGUCAGGAUGCAAUACUGCUGGUGGAUUAAAGCUUUCAAUUGCUGCCCUGCUAACGGCACUGCUGGUUACGAUCAAAUUUUUGUGAUUUCUACAGCCAUCUCACUUUUUGUUGUUAUAAUCUCUUGAUACUUGAUCAAACAAGAAAGUACCAUCGAAUCGAACUACUCGAUUACUCAUACUCAAUGGACACGAAGAGGAAAUCCAGCUGCGCGUCGUAAAAAGAGCGGGUAAUCCGGAGAGGAAAUACCUUAGACCCAAGUACAUUGAUUAAUUACUAAGCACAUUAGUUUAGGCUAGUCAAUUAUCUGCUUGUCACAUAAUCCUCAAAUCCGUUUCAUGGAAGUGUGGCAUUCUUUUGA